AUGUAUAUAGCAGCAAGGUCUCAAUUUCAGAAAGUUACAUGGAAGAAUUUUGUGCUGGGAGAUGUUACUAUACCAAGGCAUCUAUUUAUUCUGUGGCUAGCUCUCAACCAAAGGUUAGCAAUAGUGGAUAGACUGGCAAAAUGGAAGAUUGAUGUGCCGAAGGAAUGUGUGUUAUGCACUAGCCAGAAAGAAGAGACGCUGGAUCACCUUUUCUUUGAAUGUGCUUAUGCUAGAUCAAUAUGGGUUGCAUUAGUAGGGUGGUUGAAAGAAAAGCACAAUGUUGGAAGCUGGGAACAGAAAUUAAAAUGGCUGAUCAAGAGGACAAAUAGCAGCAGACUACGAGCUCAAGUUCUCACAUUUCUAUUUGCAACAACAACUUAUUACACAUAG
Molecule: messenger RNA, 390 nt
Organism: Nicotiana tabacum (common tobacco)
Lineage: Eukaryota; Viridiplantae; Streptophyta; Magnoliopsida; Solanales; Solanaceae
Source: RefSeq, a predicted model, not a curated record